Messenger RNA from Copidosoma floridanum, 2092 nucleotides. RefSeq names its product transmembrane protein 161-like emei (gene emei). The record is from RefSeq and is a predicted model, not a curated record. NCBI's taxonomy places the organism in Eukaryota, Metazoa, Arthropoda, Insecta, Hymenoptera, Encyrtidae.
CUCGUAAGCUCGGCUAGUUUUGGAACAUGGUGUGUCUAAUAAUAAAGUGAGUCCUUAGCUCAGCAGAUAGAGUAUAAAGUAUGCUCUCCGGCCAGUGGGGCUUAGUCACUCAAACGACAUUUCUCAACUUACAAUAGAAAACCAUGACUUAAAUUGAUGGAUUUUGUCUUCAAGAGCUGAUUAUUUUGUUUUGGGAAAAGUAGAGGAGGAGGACACGUAUGAGCGUUCCUUCUCAUCACAGUGACAUGACCACUUGAUAGUCUCACAUCACUGUCGCAAUGGCUCUACUUGGAGGGCAAUUGGUUAUUACCCUGAUUAUGGUCAGUAUCAUUCAAAAAUUGGGUUCACAUUGUUCAAUUGCAAAAUGGGUACUAUGUUCCACAGGAUUGAAACGUUAUCUUUACCCAACGAACGAAGAGUUGAAGAACCUUGCCGGUAUUCCAAAGGAGAAACAUAAAAAAGGGAAACAUCCAGAAAAUGGAAAAGUACCAAAGUCCUUCCAAAUACCAAGAAACUUGGAUAUCACGCUAGAGACUGCACCUGUAUCUACCCUUGAUGUUAUACAUUUGAAGUUUUACUCAGACUUUCAGUGGUUGCUGGAUUUUUCCAUAUAUGGAACAAUGGUGUACAUAAUGACUGAGGUACAAUUACUUUGCCACAUAGUGCCACUAAAUCUUUACCACGUUUGGUGUUGUUUGGUCAUAGGUUUUUCAUUUAAAGUUUUGGUCACACUUUGGGUACAGUACUUCAAAGGUGAAGAAAGUAUUGGAGAAAGAUCAACGUGCAUUGUUACAGGGUUCUUGUAUCUCUUGAUAGCUAUGAUGAUUCUCAUAAUUGAUGAAAACACGCUUGAACUCGGUUUGGAUAAUGCUUACACAAGCUUCAACCAUACUGCCUCUAUUUUUAUGAAAAAUCAAGGUCUCUCUUCAAGUGGUCCAGCAUCUAAACUUAUUGUCAAGCUGUGCUUUGCAGUCUUGUGUGGAUUUUUUGGAUCGUUACUUACCUUUCCUGGUCUACGUGUAUCAAAAAUGCAUUGGGACGCCUUGAAGUACUACAAAGACAGUAAGAUUCUCCUACUUCUGGCUAAUCUUAGUUAUGUCUCGCCACUUUUAUUGGCAAGCUUAUGGAUCAAGCCCAUCAGCAGGGAUUACCUUACUGUAAGAAUAUUCGCUGGUGCAACAAAGCCAAUAAUGACACCAUCAGCUUUUGAGAGUCUGAGAUUAAUUGCUAUAGUUGUUGCUGUCCUUUUGAGAUUUGCAUUGAUGCCCGUUUAUUUACAAUCUUAUUUAAAUUUGGCGAAUCAAAAGCUGGAAAUUCAAAAGAAAGAAGCUGGCAGGAUAUCAAACACUGAAUUUCAGAAAAAGGUCGCAGCUGUAUUUUACUAUCUUUGUGUUGUUGCACUGCAGUACAUAGCACCAUUAAUUAUUUGUUUGUAUUGUGCAUUCAUGUAUAAAACGUUGGGAGGUUACAGUUGGGAAGGGGUAUAUAAAAAUUUGGAUUCCGAAGAAUGUCCAGCACCAGAACCACUACCUGAACCAAAAACUUUUAUCAACGAUGAAGAAAAAACCAUUGCCCAAACAGCGCAUGAAUUCCACUUGGCUCUCAGUACAAUGAGACAAAUCUUCACCAUUGAAGUAUUUAGAGGAAUUUUCGGCCUAGCGACAUGGUGGACUUGCUUUACAUUAUUUUCGUCGACAGCAAUGGGCAUGCUGUAUCAAAGUUACUUCAAAAGUGUCUGAGUUUAUUUGUCAGUCCGAAAACAAUUAACAAGUGUUUGCACAACGUCGAGCGCAGCAAUUAAUCAAAUUUUCAAGUGCACGAUAAUGCACGAGAAUUGUAAAAACCAAUUGUCAAAGGACUACUUUGAUUCGAAGAAUAUAUCUAAUGCAUAGUUUCAUAUUUUAUACUACUUGUACACAGGACUACUCAUCAAGUUGUAAAAGUGUGUUUAUUGAAGUGUUUUACUGGAAAAAAAAAAAAAAAAUUGUGCCGAAACGAAACUAAUAGAAACUGUAAAUACCUUAACUAAGACAAAUGAACAGCAAUAAAAGAAUCCCUAAAGUUUUACAAAAGUUGUUUGGCUUGAAAUCAU